AUGACGCAAGCGGAACCGCUGCCUGCCGGGCACCGCGACACACUGGUGCCUGAACCAGGACACCCUUCAGAAAUCAGUGGCGAAGAAACUGAUGACCUCGUCACACUGAAAAGCGUCGAUAGUGCGUCUGCCCCAGCAGCUUGUCACGCGUCCCACUGCUCCGCAAGUACCAGCGGUGACCUUAGCAGCGACGGCAGCAGUGACCAGGGGUCGCCUCGCUCGCGAGCUGACGUGCGAGACGAUGAAAUCCCCAAAACGUCCCUCUUAGAGGCGGAGGACAUCAAGGCUGAAGCCAAUUUGAGCACAUUUGAAACGGAGGUGCCGAUGAGCCCGCCAGGCGGUGAGGAAGAUCCUUCACAGCGCGCCUUGCUUCACCUUGAAGCCGCAGAAAAUACAUGGCAGACCGGUCGCAGUCAAGGCGCGGAGAAACUAGGUGUAGCGGGCAAAGAAGGCGGUAUGCCCUCACCCGAUGACUUGAGAGAAGGACGCGGAGCGGAGAGAAGCGAGGUGCAUGCGCUGCCUUCUCUGGCGUCGCCUUUCCCCGGGUCUCUAGAGCAGUCGACGUCGUCCCCGCGUCUGGUUUCUUCGCCGAUAAGAGCACCGCACGGCGGCCGGCCACUCUCUCCGCCGGUCCUUCCCCUCCGCGGAGCUUCCCUGGUGGCAUCUGGACCCACGUCUCUUCCUUCUUCCUCUCCGCCUUCAUCCGCGCCUGAGUCAGCUGAGGAGUCUUCCUGCAGCUCCUCUCCCACGUCCAAUCACGAAGGCUCUUCUGCCUCCUUGCCUGCAAAUAUCCCUGCGUCGGUCCAGCUGGUUGCGCCGUCGUCGCGUCGCGUCUCACCGUAUCCACUCCCUCCGGCGCCGGCGCCGAAAGACGCCACUGCGUCACGCCCCAUCGAUUUAAGCCAGUCCGACUCAGCGGCGUCUCAGCUGCUGACAGUUCCAAAAGCUGACGGACAGAGAUUCCAGCACACUCUCUCCGCUGCCCCUCCCUCGGCGACUGGACCAACGACGCAUGACGGCGCUCCAGAGGAGGCGAGCCAGCGGCCGCGGCCUUCCGCAGGCCGCACCACCUUUUCUAAGCUUCUCGCAGAAUACGAGGCGGCCCUUCGCCUCGUGCGGGCUCGGGAGAAAGCCCAGCAGUACGUCGGCGAAAUAGCCCGCAAACGACAGGCAGGGGCAUCCGAAGACGAAAUUGCCGCCUGGCUGAAAAAGCUGCCCCGUGAAGAUUUUAAUCUGCUGCUAAGGUACGUUCGGAAGCUGGCAGGGCCCAAAGUUUUGAGGUCGACGGAAGGGACUGCCGGCGCCGCCAGAUUCUCCGAGGCCUCUGCACUGCUGGGGCCAGAUCGCCCCGCAGCCCUCGGGUCUCACGAUCGCUACCCUCGAGACGGGGCCCACGCUCAACCUCCUGGAAGACCGACUGAGCGGCCUCACUCGCCGCCAGGCCUGCACUUCCUUUUGUCUGCUCGGACACGUAACGAUCGCUGGAGCGCCGAUGUAGCCGGACUCGAACGGCACUUGCGUUCAGCUGUUCAGUGUGCCGACGCCUCUGCCGGUGCGAGUUCGGCGGCGCUCAACUUACUGCCGGACUUGACUCCCGUGCGUCAGGCGGUGCAUCGAACACCCGCUGAAGAAGAGGAGCAUCGUCCCUUCGAAGAAGAGCUGUACGAAGCCCGGAAAAUGGCUUUCCACCGCCAGGAGGCUGCGCGCUACGGAGGCUACGUUUCGUGUCUUGCGUGCGGAUGCACAGUGUGUGGGUGCUCGAAGUUCUGCGAAGGUCAGCCCUCGUGGGUGUCGACGCUUCUGCUCACUUCGCCCCCCGGUUCGUUGGCGUGGGCGAGACAACUUGAAGGCGAGUUCGACAAGAAAAACGCCGAGCGCGCGGCUGCUUCCGGGAAAGUGAAAGGCGCACCUGGUGGACGGCCUCAGAAGAAGACAGAGAAAGCGACGUGCCACGUCUACAACACUCGCUGCUCAUCAGGCGCUUCCGGUGGGAACUUAGCCACUGCAAAUGGGAUGGGAAGCGGAAAAGGCAGUCUGCACUCGGAAGCUCCUUCGCUGGCUGGUGGAAACGGAAAGACAGCCAACGGCGGACCGUGGGCAAGCUGGAAAGGGUGGGCGCGGCGGUCGCAAACGCCGAAACAGCGGCGAACGAAAGAUUCAUCUGAAUGCGGUAUCCGGGAAGCAAACACCCUCAGUCAAGGAGAAGACGGAAGCGAGGACGAGGGGAUCCCGUCGUCGGCAAAGGAGUCAAGCGUUUACUCUCUGCCUUCCCAUGAGCACAGCACUACUCUGCGCCACAACAGGGGCGUUGCGUCAGCGACGGCCCCACCAGGAAGAACGCUCAACUUUCUGGAACCGGAUACGCUCCCGUGCUUCUCGGCCUCUGGGAGAAGAAGGCACACUGGGCUUCAUCAGGACAGGAGACCAGAAGAAGGUAUGACGAAAUUGGCUGCAGCGUAUCCAACUGGAUUCAAGAAUGUGCCGGCCUGCUCGCGGACCGCGAGGAGACAACCGAUUUCUUCGGAGUCGUCUUCAGAUCUUUCGUGUCUCCGUCCAGGCGCACAGGCUUCGUCUUUCAAGGAGCCGAAUAGGUUGCGUGGCAAAACUGGGGGAGAACCAAGAAACGGAAUUGGCGAGGUUCGGCAGGGGAAGCGGGCACGUCAAUCGGCGGAGUUUCAGAAUGACGGCGUUCAGAGCAAGAGGGCACGCACCUCGUCUCUACGUGGAAAUGGUAAAAAUGCGAGUCUGUCGGUUCGUGAGGCUCGCGACCCGAAAGGAACUGAACUCGUGCGACAGCGGGCUGCAAAGGCUCUGGGUCAUAAAGAGGGUACCCAGUGUCUGUCUGGGGUAAGUGACCCCAGCGGAACGGCCUUAAAAGACUCACUCCCGAAUUCUUGGAAAGAAGGCCAGCUUGGCGCGAGCUCGAGGCCUGCUCCCGGAAAAGGAACCCUUUUCCAGAGACGUCAAUUUCGGGUUCACCAUAUGAUUCCAGAGCCCCAAGUCAAGGAAGGGCUGGUCUUCAAUCCAACGCCUGCUCAGUUCAAUAAGUACCCGAAAGCGAGAGGCGUCUGGUUUGACCCCCAUAGAAAUCUCGUCAGAACAUGCUGGAAAGAGAACGGCAAAGCCAAAACUGUCGGGUUCCCAGUCGCCAAGUUUGGACUGGACGAAGCCAGGUUCUUGGCUGUCCAGCUCCACCAGUUCAAAUGCCCGGAUGAUCCUGUUCCGAGUGAUCUACAAGGCAAGCUUCCGACGGUCCCCCGCCAGGAGUUCGAGUGGUGCUAA
Messenger RNA from Neospora caninum, 3282 nucleotides. RefSeq lists its product as uncharacterized. NCBI's taxonomy places the organism in Eukaryota, Apicomplexa, Conoidasida, Eucoccidiorida, Sarcocystidae. The record is from RefSeq and is a predicted model, not a curated record. Gene Ontology annotation, biological process: regulation of DNA-templated transcription. Bases 1 to 3282 code for a protein of 1093 amino acids. The transcript has a single exon. Gene Ontology annotation, molecular function: DNA-binding transcription factor activity.